Molecule: messenger RNA, 1017 nt
Organism: Chaetomium strumarium
Lineage: Eukaryota; Fungi; Ascomycota; Sordariomycetes; Sordariales; Chaetomiaceae
Product: kinase-like domain-containing protein
Exons: 1
Coding region: 1-1017 (338 amino acids)
Source: RefSeq, a predicted model, not a curated record
AUGCCGGAUGAGCGAGCACUAGAGCUGGCUGCUCGCUUCUCCGCCCCAAUUCGCUGGGUUCACGUGUGGAGGGCCAUUGAGCGGAGGCAGUCGCGUCCGUAUGUGGCGUCUGUCUUCGCCGCAAUCUCUAGUGCGGUACUGUGCAUCUUUGCCAGGGCCUGGGAACCGUUCUCCCGCGCUCUUUGGUACCUUUGGCGUCUCCUACCAAGCCGUGUACGGAUCCGAGCCUACUAUGAGCUUUAUCGUGCUGGCAGAUUCGUAUACGGCCCAACUGAUGCUAAGGUGCAGCGACUCCCCUUCAACCUGUUCAUCAAAUAUUGCAAUGCGUCUUCAAACGGACCUUUGACCAACGAAUACGGAGCCCUGCAGCUGAUCCGCCGGCACUCGGAUCUCGCGGUGCCCCGGCCCUUAGAUUUAGUCUCAGAUUCGAAACGGUCCUACAUGGUGACCUCGCGCAUUCCCGGCUAUACCAUGGGUGAGGUGUUCAGCAUGCUCACGGACGAGCAGUUGCACGACUUGGCCAGCGAUUUGAACCGCUUUCUUUCGAAGCUCCGCACUAUACCCAAGGAGCUCAGGCCCGGUACGGCCCCGGCGACUGCAGUCACCGGAGCUACCGGUGGCGGAUGCCACCAUGUUCGCAUGGAGUUGAUCUUCGGGAGUCGAACACCAUACGGUCCGUUUGCUACCGAGGAAGAUUUCCACGACUUCAUUCUCACACGGCGGCCCCCGGCUCCGGAUGAGAUUCAACGCGGGGGACACGACAUCGUGAUGACUCAUGGCGAUCUGUCUCGACGAAACAUCCUCGUGCACGAGGACGGAAGACUGGCCGGCGUCGUGGACUGGGAACACGCUGGCUGGUAUCCGACGUAUUGGGAAUACACAAGCUUCCUAUAUGGGCUCGACUCACUGCAUACGCCCCAACGGCUGGCGGACAUGGCUGGUGAUGUAUUCCAGGGGUUUGGGGAUUUUGAACAUGAACUUGCGGUGGAACGGCGGCUAUGGGCACGAAUAUUCUGA